Molecule: messenger RNA, 705 nt
Organism: Colletotrichum karsti
Lineage: Eukaryota; Fungi; Ascomycota; Sordariomycetes; Glomerellales; Glomerellaceae
Exons: 3
Coding region: 1-705 (234 amino acids)
Biological process (GO): kinetochore assembly
Cellular component (GO): kinetochore
Source: RefSeq, a predicted model, not a curated record
AUGGAUGACCCGCGAAACCAACCCACAUCGGCGCCUCAACAGGGCAACGAGGUGCCUCCUUUUCUUCUCUCAAAAGAUGAGCAGCGCGUCCUCGCUUUAUAUGACGAACUCCGCGAUCUCGAGGUCAGGGUUGCUCUUAUCAAGGCUCAGCAGAGUUACACACCAGAUCCGUCAAUACCAAAUGACGAAGACAACGUUCGCAAAGCCCAGCAAGGCGCAGCCAAGGCGCGUGCCGCGUGGCUUCUGAGAAACGAGAUCACGGAUAACGUUCUGACGGCCAACCCCAUACUCAAAGCCGUGCAUGGUAGCACGCAAGCUACACCUAUAGAAUCCGACCUCCUACCUCACAUCAACGCCCGUGACGAGACAUCCAUCGCCCUCGCGCAAACGUCCCAUGAGAUCCGCACAACUCUCAACAAGCUCACGGAAGUCGAGGCCGAGAGCCUUCGCGUCAGCCGACGGAAUGUCGAGCUCACAGCCGAGGUCCUGCGACUCGCCGAGGAGGCGGAGACGAGAAAGACGGGCGAGACUGACGACCCUGCCGUACAGACCCAAAUGGCGAGGCUACAGGCUGAGCUGAAGGCGAGCAGGCAGCGAUGGAAGGUCACGAAAGGCACGGCAAGCGCUAUCGUUGCGGGCAGCGGUGUGGACUGGGCCAGGGAUGCGGAGCUAAGGGACAUGGUUUUGGACCCUGAGGAGGAAUGA